UGUGAACACAUCAAAGGACCUCAUGGACCUCUUUGAAGCCGGAGGGGCUGGGUCACACUACCGCUACUAGUUCACGGACCCACCGAGCGUGUAGGAGCUAAACAAGUCCAACGGACGGGGACUAGAAAGGUGUACUUUUAUGUGUACUUUGUUCCGCUCUUUGGACAGUAUCUUCGCUUCUUUCCGACGUAGUAGAACCCAAGCUGGUGAUUUGACUUGACAAGCCCGCUCCGCUACUGUAUCCACUCCCCCUCCUCCUCCCCAGCGCCACACAACCAGGAAAUCGUCGAGGUGUGCUCGGUUUAUCCCGCUAGUAGCUACCCCGUCUGCGGGUGUAGAUGCGACUUCACCCCCGUUGAAUAUCUCCGCGUUUAAGGGGUUUGGGCUUGUUUGACUUUAAUCAGCGGGGGCUUCCGCUUUCAAGUGAGCCCAAAGUUGCCCGCCAGGAGAGGAGCUGCACUCCGGCCAAACAAUGAGUGAGUCGAGUAUCUGCCAGGCUCGUGCCACUGUGAUGAUCUACGACGAUGGCAACAAGAAAUGGCUGCCGGCAGGUGCUGGGCCCCAAGCCUUCAGCCGGGUGCAGAUCUAUCACAACCCCUCCAACAACGCCUUCCGGAUAGUGGGCCGCAAGAUGCAAACAGAUCAGCAGGUGGUUAUAAACUGUCCUAUCGUGAGAGGCUUGAAGUACAACCAGGCCACACCUAAUUUCCACCAGUGGCGGGAUGCUCGACAGGUGUGGGGACUUAACUUUGGCAGCAAGGAGGAUGCUGCGCUCUUUGCCAAUGGCAUGGCGCACGCUGUGGAGGUGCUCAACUCUAUGGCAGAUGCAGGUUAUGCCACGCUUCCUCGGCCAGUGUCAAACGGUCCAUCUCCUGAAGAAAUUGAGCAGCAGCGCAGGUUGGAACAGCAGGAGCGUGAGCGUCAGGAGCGUGAGCGUCAGGAGAGAGAGCGACAAGCUGCAGCAGUAGUCUCUGUUCCUCCAGCUCCACCAUUGGCCCCUGGUGGCCUUGCUCCUCCGCCGGCUCCUCCCCCUCCCCCUGGGCCUCCUCCGCCCGCUAGCGUCCCUCCCCCUCCAGGACCGCCGCCAGCUGGACCCCCAUCCGGACCCCCAUCCGGAGGACCGCCGCCACCUCCACCCCUGCCCUCUGCUGGAGCUGGGGGUCUUGGUGGUGGAGGAGCCGGGGGCUUGGCGGCCGCCCUAGCAGGAGCAAAGCUUCGCAAGACGUCUAAACAAGAAGAUGGAUCCUCUGCGGCUCCAGGGGGCAAAGCCGACGCCAGCCGCAGCAGCAACUCUUCAAUUGGAGGAGGUGGUGACCUGAUGGGUGAGAUGAGUGCCAUCUUGGCUCGAAGGAGAAAAGCUACUGACACUGGUGAGAAGGUGCCUCAGAAGACACAAGACAAUGAGGACUCAGAACCUCCAGGUCACAGUGACAUCAUAAGACGACAGUGGGAGAAAUCAUCAACGAUGUCCAGGAAUAACUCCAUUCCCAAGAGCAUGGACUCCAUCUCCUCAUUGUCCCAAAGUUCCAGGGUGAAGCCUGCAAACAACGGUAAUGACGCAAGCGGACAAGUAGACGACUCAGACUUAGAGAAAAUGAAACAGGAAAUCCUCGAGGAGGUGAGAAAAGAACUUCAUAAAGUAAAGGAAGAAAUCAUCAGAGCCUUCAUUCAGGAGCUGCAAAAGAGAAGCACAUAGUUGCGAUGUAGCAGAGGGAUGUGAUGGAUGGAGGCGUGUUGGGACCUUUGCUCCACUGCGCCAUCUAUAAUGUAGCCCAGGGAUUUCUCAUUUUGUCUUCUCUCUCUCUCUCUCUCUCUGUCUCUGUCUCUCUCUCUGUCUCUCUGUCACACACACACACACACACACACACACACACACACACACACACACACACACACACACACACACAAGCAUUGCUUUUGUUUCACCAUGCAUUCAUGCUCUUAUUGUAAAUGAUAACCCAGGGAACCGCCUCCUCAGGCAGCCAUGCCACUUUGUCAACGGUGGCUUGCUUAUUUUGAUGAUCCUGUCGUUUUUUUCAUCCUAAUCCCAACGUUUCCUCUGUGGGAAUCAAUCGCAGCCAGAGCUUGCCGUCAUUGUCAUCUUCAUAUCAGGAGUCUUUUCUGCUAUGCGUGCUGGUCUGACAGGACGCAUUUACUGUUAAAGCAAUAUUCAGGGCUUAAAAGUAUCUGCCACAUUUUUACUGUAACAGCAAGAUGCUGAAAUGUUGGGAUUUUACAAUGUUCUCCCAGCUCAAACACUGCAAUCUGUCACACAUCUGCUGGUUUAUUUCCAUUCAUUCUAAUCGGAAGAAGGAAAAGCGACCGUUAGGAGUAGAUCAGAGAACUCUGACUGAAGACCCAAGCCUUUACUGCUGCGGGAAGGAGAGACGAGCAAAAUGGACGACGUUGGACAAGCGGAAUGCUGUGAAAGAGGAGCAUGUUGUCGUUUUAUGAAACGUGUUCUCUUUACAUUGCACUUGAUCCGGAGUUAAGUGUGAGCGUGUGCCACACUGCCUUGACAGACUCCCCUCUCAACACCCCCACCACCUUUUCCGUCAAAAAGAAAUAUUGUUGUCGGCCAGUGCAGUGGUCCUAAACUGUGCUUUUGCUGGUUCUUUGUCUUCAAUUAUUUGCUAUAUUUUCUACCUUUUCUGGAAAAAAAAACAUGGCCAUGAAUAGGUCAAUUAAUUUGGCCAUGACCAACUGCCUUGAGAAUGAAUAUAUAAAUAUAUAUAUAUAUAUGGAUAAAUAUAUGUUUUGAGGGAAAAUGUUAACAAAAAUGAAAUGGUUUUUCUAUUUUAAUUAAAAUGACUGGUGAAUGGGGAUUUUUUUUUGUUCCAUUUUGAUGAUUGUUUUCUUAUGUUAUUUUGGGUUUCUUUUUCUUAUAGAGUCUAGGCUUUUUACACUGAAAUAUAAAGAAAACAGCUUAGAGACACUGGAUUAGAAAUGCCUUUAUAGUCCAAUACAGCUGCUUCUUGAAAUGCA
This is a messenger RNA of Entelurus aequoreus (snake pipefish), 2985 nucleotides long. It is a transcript of the gene vaspb, whose product is annotated as vasodilator stimulated phosphoprotein b. The record is from RefSeq and is a predicted model, not a curated record. Gene Ontology annotation, biological process: positive regulation of actin filament polymerization; neural tube closure; axon guidance. Gene Ontology annotation, molecular function: profilin binding; SH3 domain binding. The coding region runs from base 473 to 1696 and encodes 407 amino acids. Lineage: Eukaryota; Metazoa; Chordata; Actinopteri; Syngnathiformes; Syngnathidae. The transcript has 14 exons.